Messenger RNA from Polyodon spathula (Mississippi paddlefish), 1821 nucleotides. It is a transcript of the gene cdc37, whose product is annotated as cell division cycle 37 homolog (S. cerevisiae). Gene Ontology annotation, biological process: protein folding; protein stabilization. The transcript is spliced from 8 exons. The record is from RefSeq and is a predicted model, not a curated record. Gene Ontology annotation, molecular function: protein kinase binding; protein-folding chaperone binding; heat shock protein binding. Lineage: Eukaryota; Metazoa; Chordata; Actinopteri; Acipenseriformes; Polyodontidae. Gene Ontology annotation, cellular component: cytoplasm. The coding region runs from base 220 to 1353 and encodes 377 amino acids.
GCUCUCGACGGAAGCAAAGAUAUUUCCAGAAAGAAUCCACACCAGCCUGCAAGGAGAGAAGCAGACCGGAGUGGGGUCUGUGUCCCUCCCAAAAAAAAAACAACCAAACCCCAGAAUAAACACUAAAAUCGUGCCCCUUUCUAGAACAGCAGCCCCCGGUUUGCACCUGCAAAUCGCCAGUUUUACCGUUUGCAAGCUAACAGUAAGCAAGGGGUGAAGAUGGUGGACUAUAGCGUGUGGGAUCACAUCGAGGUGUCCGACGACGAGGAUGACACUCACCCCAACAUCGACACGGCCAGCCUGUUUCGAUGGAGGCACCAGGCGCGCAUGGAUCGAAUGGAGCAGUUCCAGAAGGAGCGGGACGACCUGGAGAAGGCGCAAGGGGACUGUAAGCGCAAGCUCUCGGAGGUGCAGAGGAAGAUCAAGGAGCUGGAGGUGUCGGGGACGGACGACGCCAAGAGCGAGCUCCGGAAACUGCAGCAGGAGCAGCAAGAGCUGAAGAAGGAGGAGAAGAGCUGUGAGAAGAAGCUGGACGAGCAUCGCAAACAGGAGAAGAAGAUGCCCUGGAACGUGGACACGCUGUCCAAGGAGGGCUUCAGCAAGAGCGUCUUCAACGUGAAGCCAGAAGUCAAAGAGGAAACGGAAGAAGAAAAAGAACAGAAGCAUAAAACCUUCGUGGAGAAAUACGAGAAGGAGAUCAGACAUUUCGGUAUGCUUCGCCGCUGGGACGACAGUCAGAAAUAUUUGUCAGAUCAUCCACAUCUUGUCUGUGAUGAAACCGCCAACUACCUUGUCAUAAUGUGCAUCGACCUGGAAGUUGAAGAGAAACAUGCCUUGAUGGAGCAGGUCGCUCAUCAGACAAUAGUGAUGCAGUUUAUCCUGGAGUUGGCCCGGAGCCUCAAAGUGGACCCGCGAGCUUGUUUCAGGCAGUUCUUCACCAAGAUCAAGACAGCGGACCAGCAAUACCAGGAUGCCUUCAACGACGAGCUGGAAGCCUUUAAGACGCGCGUCCGGGAACGAGCCAAGGUGCGGAUUGAGAAGGCGAUGAAGGAGUAUGAGGAAGAGGAGCGGCAGAAACGCCUGGGACCUGGUGGGCUGGACCCUGCCGACGUCUACGAGACCCUGCCUCCGGAAAUGCAGAAGUGUUUCGAUGACAAAAACAUUCAGAUGCUGCAAGACGUUAUCAGUAAAAUGGACCCUACGGAAGCCAAGUACCAUAUGCAGCGAUGCAUCGAUUCGGGACUGUGGGUCCCCAACUCCAGAACGGCAGAGGAAGAGGGUGAUAAAGAAGAGCAGGGGGAGUCGGUUUACGAGGAGCUAAAGAAGGAGACUCAGGAGGAGGAGAAGAAAUAAAGAAAUCACUAAAUGCAGACCUGUUGAAUUGCACCAGUUUCCUGAUAGAUAGUUAGGGUCCCCCCCCCCGUCAUGUACCACACCCCCUCCUUCCUUCCCUCCCUCUCCCUGCGAGUAGCCUGAUCACUCUGUUAUAUUGGCAUGUAGUUGCAGCUUCACGCCUGUGAAAACAUGAUUGCAUGUCCUUUUGGUUCAUUUGCAAACCUCUCUGGUUUGGCAGAGAACUUAUCAAGAAUGACGUGUUUAGUUGAAAGUAAAAGAUACAGUACUUUUCUUUGAUAACAGUAUUUCGACUUUUUUUUUUUUUUCUUUUCUUUGUCUCUCUGUCUUGCAUUGGAACAAACCUGGCGCCGUUUUAUUUUAUUUCUUUGUGUUUUCAAAAUCUUUUUUUUUAAUUCGUAGGCUGGUAUUUUCUGUCUUGCAUUAAGUCACGUGCUGGCUCUAAAUAAUAAUUUGCUUUUACUUGCA